Paramecium sonneborni is the source of this 441-nucleotide messenger RNA. Lineage: Eukaryota; Ciliophora; Oligohymenophorea; Peniculida; Parameciidae. The record is from the annotation of a GenBank genome assembly.
AUGUGUGAGGAAAACUAUAUAUUUGAUUUUAUUUAAGAAAAAUUUAUAUAAAAGUAACCUUCAAAUAAAAAUUGUUUGAGAGCAUUUAUUGAUUUUAAUGGUAAUGAAAUUUGUACUCUUGCUGCUAUAGAUGAUUUCAAUAUUGCUCCUGAAAUUAUAAAUUGUGAAAAAUAUUAACCUUAAUGUCUUUCAUGCAUAAGAUCUCCUUAAUUUUUAAUUAAAUGUAUUGUAUGUAAAAUAGGAUAUACAGCAUCUAUUAUAAAUGGAGGUUGCUAUUUAACAUUAUAGUAAAAUAAAAAUUCAUAAAUUACAAUUGAAGGAGAUUAUUCAUUAUAAGAUGCAUGGAUUCAAAGAAUAUAAGCUUUUAUAAUGAAACUUACCAAACAAUUAUUUUUAUCCUCAUAUCCUUAUAUCAGACCUGACAGAAUAAUUUAGUAUUGA